Trichoderma reesei QM6a is the source of this 1092-nucleotide messenger RNA. RefSeq lists its product as uncharacterized. The transcript is spliced from 2 exons. The record is from RefSeq and is a predicted model, not a curated record. NCBI's taxonomy places the organism in Eukaryota, Fungi, Ascomycota, Sordariomycetes, Hypocreales, Hypocreaceae. The coding region runs from base 1 to 1092 and encodes 363 amino acids.
AUGGCACCUCUCGUCUUCGUUAUUGGCGGAACAGGAGCUCAGGGCAUUCCUGUCAUCCGCGGACUCGUCAAAGAUGGCGCCUAUGCAGUGCGAUUCUUGACCCGAGAUGCCACCUCGGCUAGGGCGAAGCUCCUCCUGAGCUUGGGAGAUGUCGAAGCGCUUGAGGGUACAUUUGCGAGCGAGGCGGAUCUUCGCAAAGGCUUUCGCGGCGCUCAGUAUGCCUUUGUGAACAUUGAUGGGUUCAACUGCGGUGAAAAGACGGAGAUGUUCUGGGCCAUACGCGCAUAUGAGCUGGCGCUGGAAGAAGGCAUCAAAUUCUUCGUUUAUGGGAAUCUGGAUUAUGUGUACAAGAAGAGCGGAUUCGAUCCCAAGUUUAGGACGGGCCAUUAUGACGGAAAGGGCCGUGUUGGUGAGUGGAUAUUGCAGCAAACCAAAACGCCCGAGAUUGCGAAGAGGAUGGGUGCGGCUCUCUUUACGACAGGUCCUUACAUACAGAUGGCGCUUGGACAGCGUACCCCCAUGUCUCCUAUUCUUGAAGACGGAGUGGUCACCUGGAAAGUCCCCCUAGGAGAAGGUGCUGUGGCUCAUGUUGAUCUUGACGACUGCGAGUAUUAUGUUCGGUGGCUGUUUGACCACCAAGAACGCUCUAACGGGCUGGCCCUCGACGUCGCUAUCGAUUUGAUCAAUUACCAUGACAUGGCCAAGGCCUUUACAAACGUCACUGGCCGCCCUGCAAAGUACGUGGACACAGACCUGGAAACGUAUUGGAAGAUUGGCCCUCUCGGUCCGGGCCAAACCUCGUCGGGGUACAACAGCGAUCUCUCGGACCCGAGCUCCAUGACUCUGCGUGAGAACUUUACAGGAUUCUGGAACAUGUGGAAACACACACGAACGGACAAUCGAGGCGUCAUUCAGCGCGACUUUGCUCUGCUGGAUGAAAUACAUCCCAAUCGGAUCAGAAGUGUUGAAGAGUGGUUUAGAAGAGAGGAAGAGAAGAGCAAAGACCAGGGCUUGCCAGGUCUUUGGGAUCGUGCUACAAAGUUGAAGCCGGUACUGAAAAUUGCGGAAGACGGACGACGGGGUCGUCUGUAG